AUGGCGCAGCGGUUCCGGGUCCUGCGGUGCUGCCGCUGCCGCCGCUCAAGUGCACCCGGUGGGGUGGGGGACGGGAUGGACGGGAUGGAUGGGACGGGGGCCAAGCGCGGCGGGAAGUGGAGCUGCAGCGUGUGCGGGCAGUCGCAGGCCGUGCAGAAGGUGUACGGGCAGGGCUCCGGCCCGGACUGCAGGCACCACGUCCAGAAGUUAAACUUGCUGCAGGGAGAGGCAGAGGAAGCGCUUGGCUGGACAUCUUGGUGCGUAGAAGACUCUGUAAAUGACAGCAAAAACAGAGCAGCACAACGUGAGGACAGUUCAGUCCAGCAGGAGGGAAGUCAGACGUUUGAAGGGAGUCGCUGGAGUAAAUAUCUGGACCAGGAGAGUGAGGAUCAGGACGACGGGGAGGAGGAGGCAGCUCUAGCAAGGCAACAGUUCUGUUCCCAGAGGAAGAACACUGUGGGAGAACAAAGGAAACAUCGGAAAAGCUUCCUCUCCAGUGAUGUUCCGGAGCAUGCAGAAGAAAAUGGAGUUUUCCAGCCUGUCUACCAAGCCAAAAAGGUUAAAACCACUGAGCACAAGAAAUGCUUUGCAGCAGUGCCUGAUGGGGAUGGCAGAGAUGGUGUUUCUGGAGGCAGCGUGGUUCCUGCUGUCUGUGAGGCUGCAGUGCCUGAGGACAACACACAACCCCCAACCACCUGUGCCAGACCAUCGAAGUGGGGGAAAUUUCUCUCAUCUUCUGACAACUCCAGUGAAAACACUGCUGGGGUGACCUUGUCACUGUGGGGGAGCAGUGCAGGUUUGGGGCUGGACAGCACCACUGCAGCAGGUGCUGGUGGGGCCAGGAGAUGCUCAGAACAGGCUGGAGGAACUCAGCCUCAAGGUACAGGUUUUAAAUUUAAAAAGUGUGGUGCCAGCACUGAGGGUCUGGCUAUGAAAUUGCCCAGCACCAGAUGCUCAGCUGAGGAUGUGUCCAAAGAACCUCAGAGUCAGAUAGAAACUACUGCAGGAAGGUGCUGUUUGGAUAACACCAGCAGGGCAAAUACCCUUGUUAACUCUAACCCCAGGCCAAAGCUGAGCAACAUUUCUUGUGAAAAACUCUUUUGCACAGGUGAGGAGUUUGAUGAUGAUCUCUGAGAAGUUCAGACAUCUUUGGCAUUGCUUUCUUGUCUCUAUAAUGUAUGUCAAGCACUGAGGCACAAUUUUUAACUGAAGGUGGCUUCACUCUAAGCCAUUAUUAGAACUACACUAUUAAAGUUGUUUACUUGCUUUAUGGUUGUGUUUGGGGGGGAGGGACCAUUGCUCUCAGGUUACAGUGUUGUCUAGCAACCUCAGCAGCUAGAAAUAGGAAUGGAAGUAGGUCAGUUUGUGGGGAGAAAGCUCCCAGGCUUUAAGAACUCCUUGCCAGUACAAUUAAAUACUGUGAUUAACUCCUCCUUACACAAUCACAGCUCUUUUCCCCUGUACUACAUCUUUGUUUAGAUCUCCCAUAGCAACCCUUUCUUCCAGAGCUGCAGAGCCAGCAAAGCACUGGAUUUCCUUUCCUUAGUGUAGCUCUAAGUGUGCAAAGUAUGUGCAAAAAGGCAGCCCUAGGCUGAUUUCAGCCUAGUCCCUACACUCUGUUAACUAAGUUACAGUACAUAAAGCAAUAAAGCUGUGAUACUGAAACUCUCAGACACAUCACAUGCAGUAGUAUUUAUUUAUCCUUCGUUCUACAAGCACAUAAGAACAUGAGACAGAAACCCUUAGCAGGAAGAAAAGAUGUACUGCAAUGACUUUUGCUAUAUUGUCUUCUUUCAGUUAGAAAAGUGCUUUUUGUUACUACUACAAGUGAGGUGGCUGCUUGGAGUACUGGAUGGCAUCUAGUGCUGCCCCAAUGUCGCAGUUCUUUGUCUGCAGGAGUCGAGUGAGCCAUCCACCCUCAUCAGAGAAGCCCAUGGAGAGCAUCUGGGACAGGGACUCAAUGAGGCGAGGGUCUGCUUCUGUGAAGAGAAAAAUGGUUUAGAGUUCAACUAUUUCAUGUAAUCAGUAAAGCAGCCAAGGCUCUAAUACCACACAGGAAGUGCGUGGCACAAAU
This is a messenger RNA of Manacus vitellinus (golden-collared manakin), 2074 nucleotides long. It is a transcript of the gene MRNIP, whose product is annotated as MRN complex interacting protein. Gene Ontology annotation, biological process: mitotic G2 DNA damage checkpoint signaling. Gene Ontology annotation, molecular function: chromatin binding. The coding region runs from base 1 to 1134 and encodes 377 amino acids. The transcript has 7 exons. NCBI's taxonomy places the organism in Eukaryota, Metazoa, Chordata, Aves, Passeriformes, Pipridae. The record is from RefSeq and is a predicted model, not a curated record. Gene Ontology annotation, cellular component: nucleus.